AUGUUCCCCUAUGUGCGAAACUGUGCAUCACGAGACGACGGUCGACUAUGCUUUGAUGUCGGUCGAGCAGCCCCAACCGGUGAAUGUGAACUUAUCCUCCAAAUGUCCAAUGCCAAAGAAGCCAAAGCUGCGCACACUCGAUGCAUCACACUGAUGCGUCAAUGUACCACCUGGCUCAAAUUGGGACGAGAUGGACCGAGUUCGCGUCGAAAAACACUUCCUAAUUUCGGAAAGAAGACGAUGGGAGUGAAUUUGGCUGGUCCUCCUUUGCCGCGAGUUCCUGGUGCUGCAUCAGCACCAGAUGCGGAAUCGUCAGCAGUGACAGCGGUAACGGUACCAAUAAUGCCUGAGGAACAGUCUCUCCUCACCUGCAACUCGCUUUCCACCUCUGAUCAACGAUUGUCCUUCACUGCCUCCACCCAUCUGCCAAUUCUUCCUGAAUCCUCAGUGGCCCCAUUCCCACCUCCAUCGGCUUCUCCCCUCAAACCCCCUCUUCCCGACCUCGCCACUCUUUCCCUCUCCUCUCACUCCGCCUCUCAUCUCAUUGGACGGCGCUUCCAUCCUCACUUCUCUUCUUCCUCACUCUCGAGAAAAAGUCGCUCUUUUCCCUCUCGACUUUCUGCUGAACCUAUUCCUGAAGUUGUUGUGUUGGAGGACAUGGCGGCUAGCGAGCAAAAUGAAUCCGCUUACCAGUCACCGAACAAAUCCACCGAUGAAUCCCUUGACACAGAAGAUAGUCCACCAACACCAACUCAUAAUUCUAACACAGAUUCAGUCGCAGCUGCCACCGACCCUAUCAAUCACUAUCUGCAGCUCAACGUUGAUAAUCUUGUUGGUACACAUAUCAAGAGCAUAGCGAAGUACACAGCUGGCGAGAGCCUAGAGGUAAAUGGAAAAGGUGGCAAAGUAGGCGACGAUCGUUUGGGAAAUCUUCAAAGUGCAAUUCCCUCGGAGGAGACCAUCCACCAUGUUCUUGCUUAUCUCUCGAGUAUCACGAGGCCGUCAAAAGCUGCUGGAAUUGGAGAAUGCGAGACACCGCGUUCUGGAACUGUCUCCUCAGUGUCUAGACAGCCUACUGUCAAGUUUUCUCCAAACACACUUAUGAUACCAGCUGACCAAGGCCGUGAUGGAGUUUACAUGGAUUCGCUCAUCUUUGGAAUCGACAGACUUACCACCAAAGUAGGAUCCCAAUCUUCUGAAAUAAGUCGAAGUUCCUCAACCAAAAAGAUGUCCUCAUCUGGUGGAAUAGUUCAAUUACGUCGUCCAAAACGAGGUUUCAGUGGCUACACCUCACAAAAUGGAAAUAAUCUGGGGAUUUCUAGUGGAGGCAGCGGUGGAAGUAUGAGUUCCAAUAACCGGAGUCGGAUCUACUCCCAUCGAGACAAUGACGAGUUAUUCGCUGAUCUGACAUACGUACCAGCUGGAUCAUCAAAUCACACGAUGCUGUGUGUGUGUCAAAUGUCAAAAGGAUCAAUCUGUGAACGAUCUUCCGUAUCAUUUGAAACCAGUCAUAAGUCAAUGGUGGAAGAAUCUUGUUGCGCUGAUGAGAAUGAUAAAGACCGUAAGCGGCCCAGAACCGCGAGUGAUACCGGAACUAAGUGGAAAACCAGCGUAACAGCUCCAAUUCGCUUCCUUCCUUCUACUACCCAGAUUGCAGAUGCUGUUUCAAGACCACGGGCUCGAUCUCUAACACAUCAGCUUGCAACAAAACCUCUGAGUCAGCCGAUUGGAAUGAAGGAUCUUGAAAACAUGCCCUCUGGGAUGGUUUAUAAUGGGGGUGUUCAGUUAGGAUCUCGAUCAAGUAGUACAACGUCCACUUCUAAGAAUAUCCGACGAGCCUUAGAGCAUGUACUUGGAAGACCCCGUUCUGCAGAAGAAGGGAAUGGUCUUAUUCCAUGUGUGACAUCUCCAAGUCACCAAUAUAAUAGUAAUACUAAUAGCAGCAACAACAGUAAUAGUGGUAAUGGUAAUAUCAAAGGUGUUUCCAGUCAAGAUAAAGGCCGCCUUCAUGAUUCAGAUAUUUAUGUGGAGCUGGAUUUCCCACCACCGAUUCAAUCCACUCAAACAGCGAGGAAUGAAGUUACUUCAGAAAUGAGGACUGCCCUAAGGGGUUCCCUCCUGGUAACACCGUCUGAUUCUCUCUCUUCCAAUUCCUCCUCUCUAUCCUUUUAUGGAGGUGGCGGAAGUGUAAAUAGUGGGCGUCAGUCUCUGCCGACCUUUCGAAAUACUAACGGUGGUGGUGGUGGUGGUGGAAUGAACUUUUCAGAACACUAUGGUUUUGUCUUUGGUCAUGGAGCCCAAAUGUCAACAGGUCGGAUGCCAUUUCUAGUCAAGCCAACUGGUUCAGAUGCGUCAACUACGUCGCCAAAUACUACGGCCUGUGACAUGGCCCCUCCAACUUCUGCGCAUUGA
Rodentolepis nana is the source of this 2412-nucleotide messenger RNA. NCBI's taxonomy places the organism in Eukaryota, Metazoa, Platyhelminthes, Cestoda, Cyclophyllidea, Hymenolepididae. The record is from the annotation of a GenBank genome assembly.